Larimichthys crocea (large yellow croaker) is the source of this 1059-nucleotide messenger RNA. RefSeq names its product polymeric immunoglobulin receptor-like. Gene Ontology annotation, biological process: cell surface receptor signaling pathway; immune response. Lineage: Eukaryota; Metazoa; Chordata; Actinopteri; Sciaenidae. The coding region runs from base 1 to 1059 and encodes 352 amino acids. The transcript is spliced from 7 exons. Gene Ontology annotation, molecular function: transmembrane signaling receptor activity. Gene Ontology annotation, cellular component: external side of plasma membrane. The record is from RefSeq and is a predicted model, not a curated record.
AUGGAGGCUCUGUCUUCCAGCAGAGACUCUGAAGGUCAGCGUGUCAGCGCGGCCUCCGGGGUCAAACAUCUACCUCGGCACCUGGUCUCCGGUGACAGCUAUUCCAUCAAGGCAGUAACGAGGGAGGACGCAGGCGGAUACCAGUGCCAGGCUGAGCCAUGGGAGAGCAGCAACAGCACCUCUGGAAAGAUCCUCAGUGAGCCGGUCGAGCUCAGUGUGUUAGAGCUGCCUCCUUCUGCACUGACUCUAACUCCCAACACCAGACAGCUCUUCAGAGGCGAGCGCUUCACCGUACAGUGCCCCGAGUCUCGGACCAACUCCUCAGGAUGGAUGCUGAAGCAUUUCCCUUCAAGCCGUCGAGAUAGGAAAAGAGUCCUCCACCCUGACCAGUGUUCACCGCUAGGGGGUGCUGUGAGCGAAGACAACCCUGACGCUUGUGCGUUCACCGCUGUCAGUGCAAACGGUGGACUGUACUGGUGUCAGGGCCCCGAGGGCCGCAGCAACUCAGUCAACAUCACAGUAAGCUUGGGCCCCGUCAUCUUGAAGACUCCUGCCUUCCCUGUACUUGAGGGUGAUGAAGUGAUCUUGUCUUGUCAGUACUUGUCAGGCACCUCCGGUAAAACAACCUUCUUUAAAAAUGGAGCAGAGAUGAACACAUCGUACAGUUCUGCAUCUUCUAACAGAGUGAUAAAGAUGACUAUUGAGAACGUGACACAAGACGACGAAGGUUUCUACAAGUGUGCUUCACAGGACGGAAAAAUGGAGAGUCCAGAGAGCUGGUUAUCAGUGAUACCAGACCGAGGCAACCUCACAACAGAUGGGACAGCCUCCACGAGUGGCUCCUGGAAAUGGAUCCUUGUUUCAUGUGGACUGCUCCUGUGCCUCAUUCCUCUAACUGUUUGGCUAGUUCGUCACUACAGCUGUUGGCCGGUUUCCAAAGAAGCUCUACCAGCCGUGGAGCUUCCUGUGACUAAGCAGGACGCGACAGAAGUGCAGUGGGACCUGUCCUGGAUGGAGAUGUCCAAUCUGCUGGAUAAGCAAUUAUAUCCAGGCACUUAA